GAGGUUAGAAUGGAAUGAAAGUCCUUCUUUGCUGAGGGGUCUUCCACUGUACCUUGGUUACAGAAAUUCCUACUGGUGGGUAGGAGAGAUAUGAUGGGCGGGUAGGAUGCUUAUCUUGCAUGCAGCUGACCUUGGUUUGAUUCUCACUGUUACCUAUGGUCCCUGAAGCCUGCUAAGGUUAUUCCCUGAGCACAGAGCCAGGAGACAGCCCUGAACAUCACUGGGCGUAGCUGAAAAACAAACAAACAAAAAAACAAGAAAAGAAAGAGAAAUGCUCAUUGAUUGAAUCAGCCAGAUGAAUCACCUGCCUCUGAGUACCAUCUUCAUAGCUGAUAACCCUGGGAGAAUGCCCUGGAAGGUCUGGAGGAAAUUCCAGGCUCUCAAAAUGGGACACAAAGUAGUUGUAUUCGACAUUUCUGGUGUCAGAACCUUGUGGGAAACUCGUGUCAAGAAGCACAAAGCUUGGCAGAAGAAGGAAGCAGAAAGGCUUGAGAAAAGUGCCUUGGAAAAGAUAAAGGAGGAGUGGAACUUUGUGGCCGAGUGCAGGAAGAAAGGCAUUGUCCCUGCGGUCUAUGGCAAGGAUGGCCUCACCGACACCAACGCCAGGCUUCUGGAAAAGAUGGAGAGGAAUGCGCUCAUGCGGCCCGGCUCGCUUUCCAAGGAGAAAGGGAAAGGGCGCAGUUCGUUUGUGUUUGAACUGUCGGGGCAGCAAUGGACGGAACUCCCGGAGUCACUGAAGGAGCAGACGCAUCUGAAAGAGUGGUACAUCAAUAAUACCCUGAUCCAGACCAUUCCCACCUACAUCAAGCUGUUUGAAGCGAUGAGAAUCCUGGAUCUGCCCCAUAACCAACUGUCAUAUCUCCCAGCUGAAAUCGGUUGUUUGAAGAAUCUAAGAGAACUCAAUGUGAGUUUCAACCAUCUGAAGAACAUUCCACCAGAACUGGGAGACUGUGAAAAUCUAGAGAAACUGGAUUGUUCUGGAAAUAUAGAAUUAACUGAGCUUCCCUUUGAAUUAAGUAAUUUGAAGCAAGUUACGUUCAUAGAUAUUUCAGCGAACAAGUUUCCCAGUGUCCCGGUCUGUGUCCUGCGGAUGACUAAUUUGCAGUGGUUGGAUAUCAGCAACAAUAGCCUGAAUGACCUGCCGCAAGAUAUAGACAGGCUACAAGAGCUGCAGACCUUUCUCUUGUAUAAGAACAAGCUGACCUACCUUCCUGCGGCCUUGCUUAAUUUGAAGAAGCUCACCUUGCUGGUUGUCAGUGGGGACCAUUUGGUGGAGCUCCCCACGACCCUCUGUGACUCAUCCACACCUUUAAAAUUUGUAAGCCUUAUGGACAAUCCUAUUGAUAAUACUCAGUGUCAAGAUGAUGACCAAACAAUGGAAAGUGAACAGGAUCGCCAACAUUUUGAUAAAGAAUUUAUGAAAGCCUAUAUUGAAGAUGUUAAAGAACGAGAAUCUGUUCCCAGCUAUACUACCAAGGUGUCUUUUAGCCUCCAACUUUGAUAUCCUCCCAUCAGAAAUUUGCACCACCUCCUUAUCCUGCAGAUUUAUAAAAUUUGGAUUGUGGGCCAUGACCUAUCGAAACAAUGACUUGUGUUUAAAGACAAAAUCUAUAAACUACAAUCAUAAUGUUUUAAAAAACAAUCAUCAAAAUUUAAAUAUGAACAACUUGCUGAGGGAAGAUUGGAGGAUUGAUAAAUUAGUUUAUAUAUUGAUACAUAAGCAUUCAUUUGCAUCCAUUGUUUCCAAAUAAUGCACAUUUAAUAUUUUAGAAAGUACAUUAUUUAAAAAAAUUAAAACCUAAUGACCAAAUUAUGAAGCUGAUUGCUUUAUUUUCAGGAAUCAAAGGGCAAAAGGGCUGUGAGAAGAGUAUUCAUACUGGACUAGUGUGAAGAAAACUUAUUUAAUUUUCUCAUUUUUGAAAUAAUUUAUUAUUUUUGAAUAAUUUAAUUAUUCUUCUUGAGAAUAAUUUCCCUGGGGUUUUAUACAAACUUCUUUCCCAUAUGUUUCAUGUAUAUUUUACAAAUAUAGACUGACAAGAGAGACUUCAAGUAGAACCUGUGGGGGAUUCACAGGGCUGGACUGUUUGUUCACGCACUGGAGAUGGGAUGCUCAGAGAGUAUGCUUGCAGCCCUCAGGUAGGAAGUGUGGGCCCAGCUUGUCAUGGGACGUUUUGCAUGGCCUGCACAAAAGGCCAGCCUACUCUUAGAGCCCUUUCCUGGGACUCAGAGCUCUGCUCUGCAAAGAGCAGAUGUGAUGCCCUCAGAGCUCUUCUCUUCUUAAAGUAGACCCUAUCAGAUAGCACUGAUGAGGAGUGCCCAACAAGGCCUCCUGCUGGUUUCCAUAGACCUCUGCCCAUGGCCAAAACACUGUGGUCCAGAGGGAGCACGUGAGGCUGUUUUAUGUUUGCAAGGAAUGGAUUCAUUAUAGGGUUUUCUACUCUUUUAUCACAUAAUAGGAUUUGGAGAAAAUGUAUAAAUUUCUAUUUUUUCUAGCAUUGUCUUGGACAAAAAUUAACAGAUCAUGAUUGUUUUGAAAAUAAACCUAAACAGGUAAUGCUUGUAAUGGGAAUGUAUAUAUUUAUCUAUACAUUUAUGCAUGUAUUGAUUUUUUUUGUGGGGGGGAGUCACACCCACUGGUUUUCAGGGAUUAUUCCUGGCUCUGUGCUUAGGAAACACUCCUGGUAGGUACUGGGAAUUGAAUCCAGGUUGGACCUCUGCAAACAUCCUACCUGUUGUAGUAUCUCCCUGUCCCCAAGUAUGUAUUGAUUUUUAAGUGGAUUCACCCAGUUAUAUCUAAUAGGACUUUAUGCAGUGAUGAAAAUGUUCUCUGCCUGGGCUAUUUAGGGUAAUCACUAGAUACCUGUGUUUCUUGAACUUUGAACCAUGACUGGUGUGACUGAAACACUGGGGUUUUCAUUAAUUUAAAUUAAAACAGGUGGCUACUACAUUGAACAUUAUGAGUCUAGCUAACUGGAUUUUGGAGAGGCUAAUCUGGGCUAUUAAUGGAAGGUAAAGAAUUAGGUAAAGAAUUGUAAAUCUUUAGAGGCAAUAUUUGCAAAAGUUUACAGUUGAUGCCUCAAUAUUUUGUCUUAAUAAACAAAUAGACUUCCAAAUACUUUAGUAGAUGUAAAACAGGCAGAAGGUUCUACAACACAUAGCAAUGCUUUGGUUUAGGAUUGCCUCAAUGUAAAAAAAAUCUCUGAGAAGAGUGUUAGGAGAUAAAAAGAGGUCUGGGAGAUAGCUCAAAGGCCUGGAUUGCAUAUGCAGAAGACUGGGCUCGUCCCAACUACCAAGUACCACUGUGACUCCCUGAGGAUCACCAUGACUCCCUGAGUAUCAGUGGGAGUACUGAACCAACAGUAGCUCCCAAGUGCUGUUGGGUGUGGCCCCCAAAACAAAAAAAUAAAAUAAUUAAAUUCAAAAAAUUACAAUUUUCCAUUAAACUUUUAAAAAUGUAAUUUAAAUAUAAUAUUUAUAUUACUUGAAUAACUUUUGGAAAUUUAUUUUGUGCCAAAGUUUGUUACUUACAGUCAAAUAGAAACAUAUAUUUGAAAAGGGAUGUAUGGGGAAUUUUACACAAUUCAACUGUCUAUGACAUAAAGUUUAUUUUAAUAAAGCAAGUUCUUUGUUCAAGUA
This is a messenger RNA of Sorex fumeus (smoky shrew), 3636 nucleotides long. RefSeq names its product leucine rich repeat containing 2 (gene LRRC2). Gene Ontology annotation, molecular function: protein binding. Lineage: Eukaryota; Metazoa; Chordata; Mammalia; Eulipotyphla; Soricidae. The record is from RefSeq and is a predicted model, not a curated record. The transcript is spliced from 9 exons. Bases 296 to 1501 code for a protein of 401 amino acids.